ACUGUAUCGAUCUACUUGAAAUGUAAAUAACUCAUCCUGCUUCUUCAAAAUUCCAUUAAAAUCGAAUCAACUUUAUCAUUUAUCAGCUGCUGGAUCUAUUGUGCACAAGAUAGAGCCACACACACUACUUCCGGUAUUUGGGAUUCGGGAUCUUCAGAAAUACCCGGAAGUGACCUCAACUCCAAAUACUCGCGGCUCGUGAAAAACGGAGCGACGAACAGAUGCAACUUUUUCAAUCGUAUAGAACUACGUUUUCGCUCUUACGUCCUGACGAAAUCUAUGAACAUUUUCAAUAUUUUUCGUUUUAUUAUUAUCGCAGCUUUGGCGAAUCAUCGAGUGAAAGAAAAAUUGAAAUAUAAAUAUAUUGACUGCUUUUUUUCGGUCCAUAUCAAAGAAGUGUGCGGUGUACCUCGACGAUUUUUGUUCUUUUUGGAAUCUUGUAAUUGGAGAGCAACGUUUGAUCAUUAAGAAUUUUUAGAUGACGGCGCGGAGCCGUGGGCUGACAGGUCAUGGGGGCCUGUCUUGGCCAGUGUUAUGCCAGAAUCUCCGACACCUUUACAUACAGGUAUCGGAAGCAUACUGGGACACCCUUCCAAGAGGCCGAACCAGUUGAGCUAUGCCAAUUGACAGAAGGCGAAAAUAGUGCCUCAGAACCUCGAGGAUCGAAACACCUGUUGUCAUUACUUUCCCUCAAACGGUUCAAGAAAAAACGUGGCAUUCCUGAUGAGCUUGAACUAACCGAGGGGACUAGCUGGUCUCGAGGAUCCAAUAAGUACUCUAGGCUUAAUACUAGGAGCGAUCUGUCAACGAGUUCUGGAUUCACGACUCCGAUGCAAACCUUAGACGCUAGAAAUUUGUUGAAGCACCAAGGAUGUAUUACUUCGACUCCUGCGUCUUCCCUGGAUCUUGAAUGGGAACACGAAGUAUUGCCAAUGGCGACGAUACAACCGUCUCAAGAAUUGAGUCCAAAUGACUCAUUGUCACGUACAUCGUUGAAUGCUAGUCCUCCGUCGAGUUUAACGGCAUCUCCAUGGUCGAGGAUAUCAACACCAAAUAGUUUAGAGUGGGAUCCGGUGGAAGCGGAAAUAGAAGGUGUCGACGUGGAAACUGAACAAUUAUUAACGGAAAUCGAGAGAUUGACGGACAAAGCGCUCAAAGAAACGGGUGAUUGGAGUGGAACUUGCUGAUGAACAAAACGCGAUUAGAUAUUGAAAAAAAAAAUAACAACAAAACGAAGUAAAACCUUAGAAAAUUGCAAGUACUCAGGCUGGUUGUAUUUUUGUAUCUCAUUGAAAAGUGUUUAGAGAAUAGAAGUGUGAUAAUCAAUUGAGAAUAAUCAACGACUAAAUAUUGUUAAUAGCCAUCAACAUAUUCGAUAUUAUUUUAUUAUAUCGAAGAAUGAAAUACUAUUCGACGAAAUAAGAGACAAAGUUUCGUUUAACAAAGCUGAUAAUUCGUGUAAUUGUUGAUUACAAAGUGAUCGCAUUAUCAAAUAGUUCAUAUUUCGCAUUAGAGUGUUUUAUUAUUAAUGAAAAU
This is a messenger RNA of Venturia canescens, 1536 nucleotides long. RefSeq lists its product as uncharacterized. NCBI's taxonomy places the organism in Eukaryota, Metazoa, Arthropoda, Insecta, Hymenoptera, Ichneumonidae. The record is from RefSeq and is a predicted model, not a curated record. The transcript has 7 exons. The coding region runs from base 510 to 1187 and encodes 225 amino acids.